AUUUACUUCCCCAAAAAAAAAAAAAAAAAAAAAAAAGAAGAAAAAGAAAAAAGGAAUUUCGUUUCCUUUGGAUUUGCUUUGCUGUAUUUGAGCUACGCCGAAGCUACACUUGGUCAUCAUCUUCUUCUUCCUUUCUCUCAUAUGCUCUCUGUGUUCUCAGUGUAGACUACACGACGCCGGAUCAACUACUCGCGAUUUUUGUUGCGAUCUGCUUCUUCUUCUUCUUGUUUUUGUAUUUUUUUUAUAAUUAGUUUUUGAGAGAAUUUUACAUAUUAAGGUGUUUUCUGAAUUGGAAAGUAAUCUAUACCCUGAUGGCCACCAGUGGAAACAAGAACAUCAAUGCCAAAUUGGUCCUUCUGGGGGAUGUUGGAGCUGGGAAGUCUAGUCUGGUGUUACGCUUUGUAAAAGGACAGUUCAUUGAAUUUCAGGAAUCAACAAUAGGGGCUGCCUUUUUCUCACAAACGUUGGCUGUAAAUGAUGCCACUGUAAAAUUUGAGAUUUGGGAUACAGCAGGUCAAGAGAGAUACCAUAGUUUGGCUCCUAUGUACUAUAGAGGAGCUGCAGCUGCAAUAAUUGUGUAUGAUAUUACAAAUCAAGCCUCAUUUGACCGGGCAAAAAAAUGGGUCCUAGAGCUUCACUCUCAAGGCAAUCCAAAUAUGGUUGUGGCACUGGCGGGGAAUAAAGCAGAUCUAUUAGAGGCAAGGAAGGUGGCAGCAGAGGCAACUCAAGCAUAUGCCCAGGAAAAUAACCUUUUCUUCAUGGAAACCUCUGCAAAAACUGCAUCCAAUGUCAAUGAAAUUUUCUAUGAGAUAGCAAAGAGAUUACCUCGAGUGCAACCUGCGCAAAAUCCAUCAGGAAUGGUUCUUAUGGAUAAUAGACCUGCAGAAAGGGUUGCAAGUGCAUCCUGUUGUUCGUAAGGAUUAUUUGGUGGUCUCCAUCAACUGCCUGCGGGUGUCAUUGUAAUGGCUCUAGUAAUGCACAUAGUGAAAUUGAUGCUUUAGAUAUUGUCUUAAAUUUGUAAAUUUAUUCAGACUGUAUAUGCAUGAUUGUUUUCGUUUGUGUCAUUUUCGUGGAGUGAAAAGCCAGUGGAAAAAAGUAUUUUCAUCCAGUUAGAUGAUGGUUUGCAGUGCUCUCAAUUGCAAAUACCGAGGUUUGAAUAAAAUAAUUAUGUUAUAUUCGAAUUUAAAUAA
This is a messenger RNA of Ziziphus jujuba (common jujube), 1190 nucleotides long. Its product is annotated as ras-related protein RABF2a. Gene Ontology annotation, molecular function: GTPase activity; GTP binding. NCBI's taxonomy places the organism in Eukaryota, Viridiplantae, Streptophyta, Magnoliopsida, Rosales, Rhamnaceae. Bases 312 to 917 code for a protein of 201 amino acids. The record is from RefSeq and is a predicted model, not a curated record. The transcript is spliced from 9 exons.